Messenger RNA from Fusarium poae, 1161 nucleotides. RefSeq lists its product as uncharacterized. The record is from RefSeq and is a predicted model, not a curated record. The coding region runs from base 1 to 1161 and encodes 386 amino acids. NCBI's taxonomy places the organism in Eukaryota, Fungi, Ascomycota, Sordariomycetes, Hypocreales, Nectriaceae. The transcript has 2 exons.
AUGGUUCGCCUUCUCCCAUUCCUCCUUGCCUCCCUUCCUCUUGCCCUAUCAGCCGACUUUGAGAGUGUCACCAUCAGUUCCAACCUCGACAACAUUGGCCACACAUGUAUCAGCAAAUGUCUCUACUAUACAGUCCUCAGCGACAUGGGCAGGGCCAUGGGCUGCGAUGACCCCUAUGACAACAACUGCUAUUGCGCUACGGCAUCGGCAUCGGCGUCUCAGGCCGAUAGAUUCAUGUCUAAAUGUGCCACGUCGCUAUGCUCAGCCGGUGAUCGUGCCAGAGACUUGACUUCUAUGCAGUCGUACUAUGCCUCUUACUGCAUGGGUGCGGGCUUCACACAGCCAGGUGCCACUGACUGGUAUAACCCAGCAGAAGCAACAGAGGAAGCUUCGGAGCCGGCUACUGCAGAGAGCAGCGGUGGUGGGAGUGAUGCGAGGCCCAGUCGGACAGCCGACUCUGGCAUUGAUGCAACUUCGACUCGCAUGACUGUCGUUACGCAGACGGCAGAGGACGGUGCUGUCAGGACGCAGGUAAUUGUUGAAGCGACCUCGACGUACUGGGUAGACAAGGACGGAUCUCCAGCAUCAGCCAAGAAUGAUGAUGAUGGCGGUUCUGCUAUUAAGAUUGGUGUCGGUGUGGCUGUCCCUGUAGUCGCUCUCAUUGCUGCCGCUAUCUUUGCAUGUUGGUUCAUCCGUCGAAGACGACAACGCAGGGCUCAGCUCUCCCACCGUACCGAACCCCUCACCUCUCUCACAACUGGUGGUGGUCCCACCGUUGUCGCCGCCUCUCCGUCUACACCAGAAAGGAGAGAUACUCUUCCAAGAAAGCCAGUCGGUGCCUCAACAAUCUCUUCUGUUUCUUCAUUGUCAAAAACCAACGAACUGUCUGGCACUGGUGUCCAGCGUGAGCUUGCUGGCCGUGAGGUGCACCCCUUCCCCGACAUGACGCCCAGUCCUCCUAUCCAAGUAGCAGGUCAGCAUGAGAUGACUGGAGAGGGUUGGCGACCGAACUUGGAGAUGGAUGGUCGUGAUGCGCGAGUGGAAAUGUCGGGGGUUGCGAGACCUCCUGAGUUGCCUGGGUACACGAAUGCAGCGAAUGCUUAUACACCGCAUGAAAGUAUUCAGAGGUGGGAACUGCCCGAUAAUUCUCGUCAACGAUAG